AUGGCUCUAGUCGAAGGUGACGACGAGAUACCACAGCUUUCUGGUGACGCCCUAGCCGCGCUGAAAGAGUUUUACGGCGAGCGAGAUGCACGACAAAAGCAGUUUGAAGAGCUAAAAGGCAAAGCCGAGGAUGACUUUGAAGGGAAACUCUCAAUGGAUGCGUUUACAGAAGACUGGAAUGCAAGCCAAUUCUGGUACAGUGAUGAGACGGCUACGGUACUUGCACGACAGCUAUUGGAUGGCGCAACGGAUGAAACAUGUAUAGCGGUGGUGUCUGCGCCGAGUGCGUUUAUCCAACUCAAGAACCUGCUUAAUUCUGGCGAGGUCAAGUGCCGGCCACAGAUCAAGUUGCUGGAGUUUGACGACCGUUUUGCUGUCUUCAAGGAAUUUGUCCGGUACGACUUUGAGAAGGCAAUUCAACUACCGGCUGAAAUGAAGGGUGCAUUCGACGUCAUUAUUUGCGAUCCGCCAUUCCUUAGUCAGGAUUCUGCUCUGACCGUAAGGUGGCUAGCCAAAUCAUGGACGCAGGACUCUCUACGCCUAGUUGUGUGCACCGGAGAGCGUAUGGAGAGCCUGGUCACUGACAAGCUUUAUGGAAAGGCCGGUGCAAAGACUACAGACUAUGAAAUCAAGCAUGCUAAAGGACUGAGCAAUGAGUUCAGAUGUUAUGCCAACUUUGAGUGUGCGGCAUGGAAGUGGACAAAGUCAUGA
Molecule: messenger RNA, 711 nt
Organism: Pyrenophora tritici-repentis Pt-1C-BFP
Lineage: Eukaryota; Fungi; Ascomycota; Dothideomycetes; Pleosporales; Pleosporaceae
Source: RefSeq, a predicted model, not a curated record